UAUUUAAAACCUACUCAUGUAGUACAGCUGCCUCUCCAUUUUAAUUUCCCCGCCCUUCCUUUCCUGCAUUUUGUCAUUUAUUUCAUGUCUUUAUUUAAUUUAUAAUAGUGUUGAAAAUGAAUUACACAUCAUUUAAUUGACGAGGUCAAGAUUGACAAUUGAAAUAACUUAAACAUCUUAAACCACCAUUUGCACUUGACAGACUCAUUGGUCAAUUUAAAAACUGAAUGAUUUACAAAUACAGUUUCAGCUAUUUUGUCGCGACCUUUCAAUAUCUAUGAUGUUUAUACUUGAUGUUGUAACAGAAUUAGUUGGAUCACGUUGACUUUAAAGCCGCACUCAUCAAACAACAAACCGUCCGUUUCCCUGCAGCUCUGCCGAGAGUUGCAGCACCUCGCGGCUCUCUUGCCCUCAACGACACUGUUUUCAGCUGCGUUCAUCAUAAAUACUCUCAUGCAUGACCUGUACACGAUAUCAGCAGCAAACAGCAGACACAGUUAGAGAACGGUGGAAUGUAGUGCACUAUUUAGCGGCUACGUUGAUCACAUGGACAGAAACACGACUCCAAAUUAAUAAUAAUGUCACUCUGGUUUUGCUCAAUGUUCUCCUGCUCUGUUGGCCAAAUUAAUUAUUGCUGCUUUUAGGCAAAUUACAUUUGAGCAUGUGUCUGGAAAGUGAAUAGUCACAGAAUAGGUGCAGUAAGUGUUGUAUGGUAUUAUGCACUUUUUCAUUUCAUUGCGUCUUUAGAAAUGGACAGCUUUUUGCUUUUGCCGGCACUCUACUGGUUUCUGCCCUGCAUGUAUAAAGUGGGAGAAUAUCUGAUUUAAUUCACUUGGAAAAUGGAAACAAAUAAUGGAAAAUAUAAUUUACUCUUAUUGAGGCCGAACCACUUAGUGAUUGGCACAUUUUUAAAAAGGCUUUAUGAAUAAAUGUGUCACAUGUUUUUUUUUAAAUUUGUUUUAAUGUAACUACAUUGAUGAAUUGAUCAGGAUGUGUCUUUAAGGUCAAACUUUAAAAACCCAGAGAUUGUCCUCAGAUUGACGUUUCUCCCAGUGUAUUUGAGUUGGCAGAUGCAACUUAAAUCUCCCGGUGUGGGCGGACAGACUAGGCUACACUCCCAGCAUGCCUUUCAGCAGGUAACCUAUGUUUUAGAGGGGAUCACGGCCCAUGAAGACUUCUGUGGACAUUCAGGACAACUGAAAGCUGGAGAUCUGCAAUGGAUGACUGCAGGACGAGGGGUGGUCCAUGCUGAGAUGCCCGUGUCAGAGGAGCCAGUGGUGGGCUUACAGCUGUGGGUGAACCUGCCCAGUCGAGACAAGAUGGUGGAACCAGCGUACCAGGAGCUUAAAGGCUCAGAGAUCCCCAAACCCAGCCAGGGAGGAGUUACAGUCGCUGUGAUAUCUGGAGAAGCUUUGGGAGCAAAGUCUAAGGUCUACACAAGGACACCAACCCUGUACCUGGACUUCAGACUGCAGACAGAUUCCCGGCAUGUGCAGCCGGUGCCCUCAGGAUGGACUGCGUUCAUCUACACGCUAUCAGGGUCCAUUCAUGUCGGCCCAGAUGAGGAGCAGCAGAAGGCGGAGCCUCAUCACACCGUGGUGUUGGGAGACGGAGACUGCGUCAAAGUAGAAAACAAGGGCUCUGAAGUUUCCCAUUUUGUGCUGAUCGCUGGGGAACCGAUCAAAGAGCCUGUGGUACAACGGGGUCCGUUUGUAAUGACCACAGAGGAGGAGAUCAGACAGGCUAUCAGUGACUACCAGACUGGCAGAAAUGGCUUUGAAAGGGCCAUUAACUGGAGGUCCAAGAUCAGAGACUUGUUCUGAACACAUUGCACUCUCGUCCCUGGUAAAAAAUAUCAGCCACACUUGUUUGCUGCUAUAAAAGCAUAUUUAAAGGGAUAUGUGUCUUUGUUUAGCCUUUACUUUAACUUACAUGUCCAAGUGCUUCAUACCUUGUUGUUUGUACAGUAGUAUGAAAAUAUAGCACCGCUGCUUUGAAAGUCUUGCACACGUUGUUGUUGUUAUGAGGAUAAUUGUACAAACUAUUAAAUGGCCAGUGUGUAGCAUUUUUUUGCAGAAAUGGAAUACCAUAUUUUCAGGUGAUUAUGCA
This is a messenger RNA of Cyclopterus lumpus (lumpfish), 2109 nucleotides long. RefSeq names its product pirin (gene pir). Gene Ontology annotation, biological process: monocyte differentiation. The transcript is spliced from 8 exons. The record is from RefSeq and is a predicted model, not a curated record. Gene Ontology annotation, cellular component: nucleus. Lineage: Eukaryota; Metazoa; Chordata; Actinopteri; Perciformes; Cyclopteridae. Gene Ontology annotation, molecular function: quercetin 2,3-dioxygenase activity. Bases 1071 to 1823 code for a protein of 250 amino acids.